AUGCUCACGGCAGUCCCAAUUGUGGACCGCCAUUCGCCGUAUCACUUACCGAUUAUCGGAACAUCUCCGGUAGAGGGGGAUGCGGCUCUUGAUUACAUUAUCGCCCUGCUACGUUCGGUGGUUCAUGCGGAGCGUGUGCCCGAGAAAACCCCGCCAAACAAAGAUGCUUACAAGGAUUGGCAAAAGAUGGAGCUUCCCGAUUCGGCUCCCGGAAAUGCACGCGUGGCUGAGGUACAGCAACUGGUACAGGCUCUAGCUCACAGACUCUGGUCUUCGGAGGAUGCCCAGCAGACGGUGCAAAAGGCCCCCGAGCCCAUGUCCAAGCCUCUCUGGCCUGAUUCUGUGUCGCGCUUGUGUGCAGAGCGAUCUGAUCCUGUUCUUCAGCUACCUCAUAUCGCGCCGAUUCUGGCCGCAGUGGCACCCACGGGGAUGGAUCCCGGUGAGAUGCUGGACUAUGCAUCGGCGGAGAGUGGUCUAAGUGCUGAGGAAGAACUCCAUUUGCUCCGCGCACAGGUGCGUGAUAUUGCGCGUGUGUGUAAAGCGGUAGCCCUAGGCGACCUGACGCAACAUAUCAUGGUUCCGGUCCAAGGUCCUGUCAUGGUGGAGCUCAAGGACAUUAUUAACCAGAUGGUGGACCGACUGAACAACUUUGCCAGCGAGGUCACCCGCGUCUCCCUUGAAGUCGGUACACAGGGCAAGCUAGGCGGCCAAGCUCAUGUCCCUGGUGUCGAGGGCACCUGGAAAGAGCUCAAGGAUGUGGUGAAUCGUCUCGCUGAAAACCUUACCAACCAAGUGCGUGGUGUAGCCUUGGUCACUAAGGCAGUGGCGAGGGGUGAUCUGUCGAAGAAAAUUGACGUGCAUGCGGGCGGUGAAAUCCUCGAGCUUAAGGUUACGAUCAAUGUCAUGGUAGAUCAACUACGGCAUUUUGCUAAUGAAGUAACACGAGUCUCACGCGAAGUCGGUUCGCAGGGCCGCCUUGGAGGUCAAGCGCAUGUGCCUGGUGUGCGGGGGGUUUGGAAGGAACUAACAGACAAUGUCAAUCGAAUGUGUCUUAACCUCACAGAACAAGUGCGCUCUAUCGGUAUGGUCACAACCGCUGUGGCUCGCGGUGAUCUGACGAAGACCAUUGAGAUUGAGGCGGAGGGUGAAAUGGCCCAGCUCAAGGAUACGGUCAACAGCAUGGUGGCCCAGUUGCGCGUGUUUGCCAGUGAAGUGGUGCGCAUGUCGCUUGAAGUCGGUACCUAUGGGCGUUUGGGUGGCCAGGCGCAUGUACCAAACGUAGAGGGUAUCUGGAAGGACCUGACGAUGAGUGUCAACAAGAUGGCUGACAACCUCACUUCGCAAGUGCGAGAGAUUGCACGUGUGACUAAAUGCGUCGCAGAGGGUGUACUUACCGAGUUUAUCACCGUUGAUGUUAAGGGUGAAAUUCUGGAGCUCAAAAAUACCGUCAACAAUAUGGUUCGCCAACUUCGCACCUUGUCUGAUGAAAUUAUCCGUGUGUCUGUGGAAGUCGGUACUGAAGGCCGACUGGGUGGUCAAGCUAAUGUCGAAGACGUCGAGGGACAGUGGCAAGUGCUGACAGAACGUGUUAAUAUGAUGGCCUCAAACCUCACGACGCAGGUGCGUUCGAUUGCGGCCGUCAAUACGGCUGUAGCGCGUGGGGAUCUUUCGAAGACCAUCAAUGUGGAAGUUCGCGGCGAGUUUCUGGAUCUGAAGCACACAGUUAAUAACAUGGUGGAAAGUCUGCGAACCUUUUCCACUGAGGUGACGCGUGUAGCUACUGAGGUCGGUACAGAAGGGCGUCUCGGUGGCCGUGCGAAUGUGCUGGGCGUCGAUGGUACUUGGAAGGACCUCACUGACUCGGUGAACACGAUGGCUGCCAACUUGACCCUGCAAGUGCGUACGAUUGCACAUGCGACUACGGCUGUGGCUCACGGUGACCUUACACAGAAAGUCACCAUCUCGGUCAGCGGUGAGAUCCUUGAUCUCGUGAAUACUAUCAACAACAUGAUUGACCAGCUCUCUUUCUUCGCUUCCGAGGUCACCCGUGUUGCGCGUGAGGUCGGCACGGAGGGUAAACUGGGAGUUCAGGCUCAAAAGAAAGACAUCCAAGGUACAUGGGGUGAGAUUACGGACAAUGUGAAUAUCAUGGCCAACAAUUUGACAUCUCAAGUGCGUGCCUUUGCCCAGAUUACUGCCGCGGCUACCGAUGGUGACUUUUCCCGCUUUGUGACCGUUGAGGCUAGCGGUGAGAUGGACUCCCUCAAGACGAAAAUUAACCAGAUGGUGUACAGUUUGCGCGACAGUAUUCAGAAGAACACCGCCGCCCGUGAGGCAGCCGAGCUGGCCAACCGAUCGAAGUCGGAGUUCCUUGCCAACAUGUCGCAUGAGAUUCGUACGCCGAUGAAUGGUAUCAUUGGUAUGACAGCUCUGACUCUUGAAACGGAUCUCUCUCGUACGCAGCGCGAGAACUUGGUGACUGUGUCUACAUUAGCGAGCAACCUACUGGCCAUCAUCGACGACAUUUUGGAUAUUUCCAAGAUUGAAGCUGGGCGCAUGAAUAUCGAAGAGAUUCCGUUCAGUUUACGAGGUAUCUUGUUUAGCGUUCUCAAGACACUCAGUGUGCGCGCGACGCAGAAAAAACUAAAUCUUGUGUAUGAAGUGGCACCGAAUGUGCCAGACCCUUUGAUUGGUGAUGCGCUUCGUUUGAAACAGAUUAUCACGAACCUCAUUGGCAAUGCCGUCAAAUUCACCGAGAGUGGCGGGAUUGUUGCUCUGCGCUGCAAACUCAACAGUCCCCCAGGUGCAGCUGAGACUGUGCUCGAGUUUUGCGCCUCCGAUUCUGGCAUUGGGAUCAAGCAGGACAAACUGGAUAUGAUAUUUGAUACAUUCUGUCAAGCCGAUGGCUCCACGACUCGCAAAUAUGGUGGCACUGGCCUAGGUCUUUCGAUUUCUCGUCGUCUUGUCAACCUCAUGGGUGGCGACAUGUGGGUGCGUAGCCACUUUGGCAAGGGUUCCGACUUCUUCUUCACAAUGGUGGUCAAGUGCGAUAAAUUCACCAAAGAGCAAUUGACAGAACGCAUGCGGCCCUACGUGGGCCGCAAGGUAUUCUUCUUGGAUACUUUACAGGAUCAGACCAAUGUGGCAGGCAUGCUCACUGAACUAGGCCUUGUACCUAUUGUAUCUCACUCGCUUAAUGAAGCGAUUGCAAAACGUGUUUCCUUCGACCGAAUCGAUGCUAUCGUUACGGACACAUUAUCUGUUGUCACACAACUGCGUUCCAUUGAGAGGCUCCAUUACAUCCCGAUCAAUCUUAUUACUCCGACGGUGCUUUCAUUGAACUUGACCUACUGCUUGGACUACGGCAUUUCUUCCUACAUCAAUACGCCAGUGUCUCUGGAGGACUUGUAUUAUGCCCUUCUUCCCUCUCUGGAAAGUAGUGCAGCGACGCCUAGUGAAGGCGGUCAUGACGUCUCCUUUGAUAUCUUGUUGGCUGAGGACAACCUGGUCAACCAAAAGCUUGCCUGUAAAAUUCUGCAGAACCAGGGACAUCGUGUCGCUGUUGUGGACAAUGGUGAACAGGCUGUGGAGGCUAUCCAGAACCACCGCUACGAUGUAAUUUUGAUGGAUGUAAGUAUGCCCGUCAUGGGGGGCAUUGAGGCCACCAUGGCAAUUCGUGACUACGAGCGCAUGCCAUGUUGGGAGAUAAAGAAAAAUGUCUACAAGCUGGCAUGA
Messenger RNA from Malassezia sympodialis ATCC 42132, 3735 nucleotides. RefSeq lists its product as uncharacterized. The record is from RefSeq and is a predicted model, not a curated record. Gene Ontology annotation, cellular component: membrane. The coding region runs from base 1 to 3735 and encodes 1244 amino acids. Gene Ontology annotation, biological process: phosphorelay signal transduction system; cellular hyperosmotic response; phosphorylation. The transcript has 2 exons. Gene Ontology annotation, molecular function: phosphorelay sensor kinase activity. Lineage: Eukaryota; Fungi; Basidiomycota; Malasseziomycetes; Malasseziales; Malasseziaceae.